Messenger RNA from Xenopus laevis (African clawed frog), 7135 nucleotides. It is a transcript of the gene pcdh9.L, whose product is annotated as protocadherin-9. The record is from RefSeq and is a predicted model, not a curated record. Bases 1656 to 5543 code for a protein of 1295 amino acids. NCBI's taxonomy places the organism in Eukaryota, Metazoa, Chordata, Amphibia, Anura, Pipidae. The transcript has 7 exons.
AUAUGUCUGGGUGUGUGAGUUGGGUGCCACAAAACAUACGGUGAGUCAUUAUGUGUGGAAGUGUAAAUCUGGGUGUGUUCGUGCCAAAGAGUGUAUACAGUAUGUGAUUGUGUGCCUAGAUGAUUUAGUGUCUGUAUAUGACUGGGUGUCAUAGAGUAUAUAGGGGAGUGUGUGCCUGUAUCAUUCUGUAUGCGUGCCUGUGUAUGUGUAGGUGUGUGAGUUGGGUGCCACAGAGUGUGUGUGUGACUGUUUGUCUGGGUCAUUAAGUGGCUGAGUGUGUGCAGUUGUGUGCUAAAGAGUGUAUUUAUGAAUGUGUGCCUGGGUGAUUAUGUGCCUGUGUAUGACUUAGUGUGUGAGUGGGUGCCACAGAGUAUGUGGGUGUGAUGUGAGUAUUGACGCCCAGUAUGUGUUUGUGUGUCUGUAAGCACAGGUGACUGCAUGUGUAGCCGAGACACCUUCUUUCCCGAUGUUGCCAGUUGCUUGUCUGCAGGUCCGACCUUCCCGAGUUGGCAGCAUCCCCAGUCCCAUUCUCCACUGACCGAUCCAGGCGCCGCCUUUCUAGCCAGCAUUGUGUGAGCGACAGCCUGACAGACUAAUGAGGAGGCGGCCGCUGUCUGCCUCCCAGUUACAUAGUCGCAGCCAGCCAGUCGGGUGUCUCUGGGCGGGCCUGAGAUCAUCUCCCCCCUCCUGCACGGUUUAUUGAGAGUUGUAUGAAGAAAUCCAGUUCAGAGGGAAGGAGGGAGGGCUGGUGAGUGCGGCGCUCAGAGGAGAGUAGUACCGAGCGCAUCUUCUGCUUCUAUUCAUCUGGGGAUUUUUAUUGCAACUGUCAGCCCCGCAGCUGCGAUAGCUCCACAUCCUCCAACCCUAACCUCAACUAUCGCAACUUGCGGCACUUGGGCUCCGGUGGCUGAUUAUAAUGUAACACAUUGAAAUGCUCCUGAUCCUCGAUGGGGAAUGUAACCGGCUGCUGGAUGUGUCCGAGUGGAUAUGUCGCUGCAUCUCUCUGCACUGCUGGAUCUGCCGGGAAACUGAGCGAUUUGUGUCCCCUCGGAGUUGCUCAUUCACCCUCCUAAGGAAACGUCUGGGUUUGGGAUUGGCAAACUGCUAGUGAUUGCUUUCUGCCAGCAACUAUUGGAUGCUUUCCCGAAUCCACAGGGACCGAAUGGAAAGUACAGCAUAGAAGUUCUAUCUGAAAUGUUUGCCUUUUUUUUUAUUCUCCUGUGUCUUCUCCCGUGAUGUAAAUGUUAGUGUGGGUGAGUACUAUGAAGGCUCUGGCUGCAUCUACCUGCCUAGAUCACUCUGAUGGAACUAAUCGCAUGCAUCAGCCUCCCCACCGACGAAUGCAGCUGCGACUAGUGCUUAGGAACUGGCCAGUCUGAGCAAACUCCCUGCUUGGGGUGCAACUCUACUUCAGCUAUUAACCAAUACAGUGUACGAGUAUUAACUCUUUGGAGGGCCAAUUUCUAUUAGAGGAGCAAUGGUUUCAUUUGUAUUCCGUUAUUUCCCUGCUGAGCCGGCGGCUACGCUUUAACUGGAAUCUGGAUUGGAACCCAGUCGCUUCUGCUGACUCCAAUUAGAAAUGAGAUGUAAGACGUCCCCAUGCACGCCUCCUCUUCCUCAGUGACAUUUAACUCCAGAAAAAUCCGAGCAAACCCAUGACCAUGAACCUAAGGGAUUUUUACCUGUUGGCUGCUCUUAUUGCCUGCUUAAGGCUGGAUUCUGCCAUCGCCCAAGAACUUAUUUAUACCAUCAGAGAGGAACUGCCUGAAAAUGUGCCCAUAGGGAAUAUACCAAAGGAUCUGAAUAUCUCCCACAUCAAUGCAGCCACUGGAAGCAGCACCAGCCUCGUCUACAGACUGGUCUCUAAAGCGGGGGACUCUCCACUGGUCAAGGUGUCCAGCACCACCGGAGAAAUCUUCACCACCUCCACCAGGAUAGAUCGAGAGAAACUAUGUGCCGGCUCCUCUUAUCCGGACGAAAAUGAGUGUUUUUUUGAACUUGAAGUAGUUAUACUCCCCAAUGACUUUUUCAGACUCAUCAAGAUAAAGAUAAUCGUCAAGGAUACCAAUGAUAACGCGCCUAUGUUCCCAUCUACCGUCAUCAAUAUAUCCAUACCCGAGAACACUCUCAUUAACAGCCGCUUUCCCAUCCCAUCAGCAGUGGAUCCCGACACAGGCUUCAACGGCGUCCAGCACUAUGAGUUAUUAAACGGCCAGAGUGUAUUUGGCUUGGAUAUUGUGGAAACACCGGAGGGGGAGAAGUGGCCGCAGCUUAUUGUCCAGCAGAACUUGGACAGGGAACAGAAAGAUACUUAUGUGAUGAAAAUCAAAGUGGAGGACGGUGGGACCCCUCAGAAAUCCAGCACUGCCAUCCUGCAGGUUACAGUGAGCGAUGUCAAUGACAACAAGCCAGUAUUUAAGGAAAGUCAAGUGGAGGUCCACAUCCCAGAAAAUGCUCCCAUUGGGACUUCAGUCGUUCAGCUGCACGCGACUGACGCCGACAUAGGAAGCAAUGCCGAAAUCAAGUAUAUCUUUGGGGCCCAAGUGACUUCUCCUACCAAAAGACUUUUUGCUUUAAACAACACCACCGGGCUCAUCACGGUGCAGAGGCCAUUGGACCGGGAAGAGACUGCGGUGCACAAGUUAACUGUCCUGGCGACUGAUGGCAGCUCCACCCCUGCCAGGGCAACACUUACAAUCAAUGUGACCGAUGUGAACGAUAACCCGCCUAACAUUGAUCUCAGGUAUAUCAUAAGCCCCAUCAAUGGCACAGUCUACUUAUCUGAGAAGGAUCCCAUCAACACAAAGAUCGCCCUCAUUACCGUUUCGGAUAAAGACACCGACGUGAACAGCAAGGUGAUCUGCUUCAUCGAGAGAGAGGUCCCCUUUCACCUGAAAGCCGUCUAUGACAACCAGUAUUUGUUAGAAACGUCUUCCCUGUUGGACUACGAGGGCACUAAAGAAUUCAGCUUUAAAAUAGUGGCAGCUGACACAGGGAAGCCCAGCCUGAAUCAGACAGCCCUGGUGAGAGUAGAGUUGGAGGAUGAGAACGACAACCCCCCGAUCUUUAACCAGCCUGUCAUUGAACUGUCAGUUUCUGAAAACAAUCGCCGCGGCCUCUACUUGACCACUGUUAGUGCAUCUGACGAAGACAGCGGCAAGAACUCGGAUAUAGUUUAUCAGCUCGGCCCCAACGCCUCCUUUUUCGAUCUGGACCGAAAAACGGGCGUCCUGACAGCUUCUAGGGUGUUUGACAGGGAAGAGCAGGAGCGAUUUAUCUUCACUGUCACCGCCAGAGACAACGGCACUCCCCCACUUCAGAGCCAAGCCGCAGUCAUUGUCACCGUCCUGGACGAGAACGACAACAGCCCCAAAUUUACUCACAACCACUUUCAGUUUUUUGUCUCGGAGAAUUUGCCCAAGUACAGCACCGUGGGGGUUAUAACAGCCACUGACUCCGACGCAGGGGAAAACAAGGCGGUCACCCUCUCCAUUCUCAAUGACAAUGAGAACUUUGUGCUGGAUCCCUAUUCCGGAUUAAUCAAAUCCAACGUUUCCUUUGACAGAGAGCAGCAGAGCUCGUACACGUUUGAUGUCAAAGCGGUGGAUGGAGGUCAGCCUGCAAGAUUCUCCACCGCCAAAGUCACCAUUAAUAUAAUGGACGCUAAUGAUAACAGCCCAGUAGUUAUCUCUCCACCGUCCAACACAUCCUUUAAGCUGGUGCCUCUGUCAGCCAUACCAGGUUCUGUGGUCGCCGAGGUGUUUGCUGUGGAUACUGACACUGGCAUGAACGCUGAGCUGAAAUACACCAUUGUGAGUGGAAACAAUAAAGGCUUGUUUAGGAUUGACCCUGUAACCGGUAACAUUACUCUAGAGGAAAAGCCAAGUGCAGCAGAUGUGGGCCUUCACCGCCUGGUGGUCAACAUCAGUGACUUGGGCUACCCCAAGCCCUUACAUACUCUUGUCCUGGUCUUCUUAUAUGUCAAUGAAACAGCUGGCAAUGCCUCUUAUAUUUAUGACUUGAUAAGGAGGACUAUGGAAACCCCACUAGAUCGCAACAUUGGAGACAGCAGCCAGCCUUACCAGAAUGAGGAUUAUCUGACCAUUAUGAUCGCCAUUGUGGCAGGAGCUAUGGUGGUGAUAGUGGUGAUCUUUGUCACCGUGCUGGUGAGAUGUCGCCAUGCCUCCAGGUUUAAGGCAGCCCAGAGGAGCAAACAAGGAGCAGAGUGGAUGUCACCCAACCAGGAGAACAAGCAGAAUAAGAAAAAGAAAAGGAAGAAAAGGAAAUCUCCCAAGAGUUCCCUGUUGAACUUUGUGACUAUUGAGGAGUCUAAACCAGAUGACACUGUACAUGAACCCAUCAACGGGACAAUUAGCCUUCCAGCUGAGCUGGAGGAACAAGGGAUAGGACGUUUUGACUGGGGUACAGCUCCACCAACCACCUUCAAGCCCAACAGCCCUGACCUAGCAAAGCAUUACAAAUCUGCCUCUCCGCAGUCCACUUUUCACCUAAAAGCUGACACCCCAGUAUCUGUGAAAAAGCACCAUGUGAUUCAGGAACUUCCUUUGGACAACACCUUUGUUGGGGGUUGUGACACCCUCUCCAAACGCUCUUCCACUAGUUCAGAUCACUUCAGUGCCUCAGAGUGCAGUUCCCAGGGAGGCUUCAAGACUAAAGGUCCCUUACACACCAGACAGAAUUCGGCACCAGGGACUGGUGGGAAGACUCUAUCUCCAUGCAGAGUACCCUGUGGUCUCCCCUCUGGUGUCCCCACUGUUCACUGCAACUGCCUUGCUUGUACUUCGACUUUGUUGCACACUCCCAGCGACUAUGGAAAACUCAUUUAUAGGACUGAUGCUGCUCCGUCACUAGCCACAGACACCUUUUCACCGACCCUGGUUAUUUCUGUUAGGGGGCAAGACGUACCGUUACAUGAGAUACUGAAUGCUUCUUGUGACAACAGUGCUAUGCAGUCCCAGCGCCGUGUUACAUUUCACCUCCCUGAUGGUUCCCAAGAAAGCUGCAGUGACAGUGGUUUAGGAGACCAUGAUCCUGUGGGUAGCGGAACUCUGAUCUCACAUCCUCUUCCUCUGGUUCAGCCACAGGAUGAAUUCUAUGACCAAGCUUCCCCGGACAAGAGGACUGAAGCAGAUGGUAACUCUGACCCCAACUCUGAUGGACCACUUGGCCCCAGAGGAUUAGCUGAAGCUACUGAAAUGUGUACUCAAGAAUGUUUAGUGCUCGGACACUCUGAUAACUGUUGGAUGCCCCCAGGUCUUGGUCCUUAUCAACAACCAAAAUCACCUCUUUCCACCUUUGCACCUCAAAAAGAUUGGCCUACUAAGGACAGAUUAGUUAAUGGGCACACAUUGACAAGAAACUGGAAAGAAGAAAGCAACCAAUUCAACAAUCGAAACCAAUAUGGGAGUAGUGAUGGACAUUUUACAAGUGGAAAUCAUACAAGUGACAUUCCUUUGGCUAAUUUGAAGCCCUAUAAGCAAGUCUCAGGUGCUGUGGAUAGCCCAAAGGAACAGCAACUAUAAACAAUUUUUGGACUAGUGACUUUAGCCAAACUAGAUUUGCUAAUAAUGUGUGUCAGAGCUUAAUGUACUGAGUAGACCUCUAGAAGAACUAUGCUUCGUAUACAAGAAUAUGCAUACUUUUGUGUUAACGCCAUUGGAAAUGUGGUGUUUUACUCUAUGUGAAUAAAAUAUUUUUCAAUGUGUGGAUAUAUUUUGGUGAACUGGGUUGACUUUUUCCCUUUCUUUUUUGUUAUAAUUAUUUUACCCUGGACUGCUGCUAAAGACUGCAGGAAACAUUUUACUAGAAAGGUGUAGGGGGAUCUAUUUGGAUUGUUGUAGUUGGAAGCAGAUCAAAUUAGAUGAAUUGUGGUCUUGUUGUUGUUAAUAUGUGCUGGAACAGUUAUACUUGACAUCAUAUUUUCAAAAUAAACCAGCUAAAUCUAUACAAUUAAACCUAUAGUGCUAUUAAUAAUGUUAGUGGACACUUGUAUGUCAAAAAAGUGUUUCAAAUACUUGUAAAUAGAAACAAGUUAAUACUAACAGCUUUUCUGUACGUAUAAAAAAAAGUUCUAUUAUAUACUGUAGCAUACAUUUGUGUCAAAGUUGCAUUUGAUUACUUUGCUUUAUUGGGUUUUCACGUUUUCUCAGUGUUGAGUGUUUCAGUGUUUUUGUCCAACAUAUAAUAUUCCAACUUCCUCAAAACACUUGUGUUAAUGUCUAGAAGAUCAUGCUUUUGUGUGGUAGAGAAGUAUGCUGACCUUUUAGCAAUGACAAACUGUUCUCUCAAAUUAGCAUUUUUUAAAAAUAUAAGGUAUCCUUUAUUUUGUGCAGCAGGCAUACCUGAUUCCGAUAUUAAUAAAGGAAACUAGCUAUAUUUUAACAAUUAUAUAUCAAUAUCUCUUACAGUUGAAACUGAUUGUUACCUAAAAAUAAAAUUAAUUCCAUAUCUGAAUUAUCUGUAAAAACAGUUUAGAUUGCUGAUAUGACAGCUUUUGUUGCUUGUGUAUCAUUAUAACACAAGUGUUUUCAACCAUAUCCGCAAAAUAUAUAAUGUGUCGUAGCCAUAGUGUAUAAGAACAUACUCUUAGAAGACCUUUUGGCAGGUAUGGUUAUUUAACUUUUUUAUUAUUAUGUACUGCUAAUUAAAUAUUAUUUGUCAAUUCCUGACAAAAAAAAUAUAUCUUUUUCACAUGAUUGUUGGUCAGAAUGGAAUUCCCAUGUUCAUAGGUUCUCAGUUGCACGCAGACAUAAACUGGAACAUCCUAUCAAAGUUUUUGUUUAGGCAUGAUGGAAGAUUAAAGCAACUAAUUAGCAUGCACAGUUCCUUACAGAAAAAAAUAUUAUGCCACGGUUAAAUAUAUUUGUUUUUAUUUCGGUAAUUGGAUGGUUAUAUUUUUCCCAAAAUAUUGUGUUUAGCAACUCACAUUCUUAUCCACAAUGUAGGCGUGAAAAGGGGGCAGGGUGCAUUGCUUAUUGCAGUUCUUUGUUGGUUUGUGAGGGGUGUUUGAUUAUGACAGAAUAUGUAUCUAAACAGUUAUCCUCGUUACUGCUUUGCCAGAUCAACGUUAUUUACAGUUAUUUAGCUCUUGCAAUAAAUGUUUUAAAAUCUCAAA